AUGGUCAACCACUCACCUGCUUACUGGUGACAUGUGAAUCCAAACUUCUCUGGUUCUUAUACUCACCUUCAAAUUCCAAAGAACUCGUGAACUGAACUUUAAUUAUAUUUUGGUUGGCUGCGGCUUUUGUGCGUGUUCUUCUCAACAAUUAUUUCUCUUUCUGUGUCUGCUUCCUCAGCUUGCAAGAUAAAAGUACAAAAACCAACGAAUGGGUAUUGUCUCAGUGUUAAUAUUUCUUCUACUUUUCUUACUUCUGUGGAGCUCAGGCAUUGUUCUUGGUGAUUUCCCAACGACCCUUCAAGGACCCUUCAAGCCUGUGACUGCCCCUCUUGACAAGAAGGCGUACCGUGGAAAUGCCAUUGACUUGCCUGAUACUUACCCUCAAGUUCAAAAGAAUGUUGAGGGUUUUGAGCCUCAACAAAUCUCAGUCUCCCUCUCUUCAAAUUAUGACUCUGUCUGGAUCUCUUGGGUCACAGGGGAUUUCCAAAUUGGUGAUGACAUAACGCCAUUAGAUCCUGAAUCAGUUUCUAGUGUUGUUCAGUAUGGAAUCUCAGGGUCGCCAAUGAGUUAUCAGGCAAUUGGUUAUUCUCUUGUUUAUAAUCAACUUUAUACUUUUGAAGGGGCACAAAAUUACACUUCCGGCAUUAUACACCAUGUUCGCCUUACAGGACUGGAACCGGGAACAUUGUAUCAAUAUCAAUGCGGAGAUCCUUCUAUACCAGCAACGAGUGAUAUCUUUUAUUUUAGAACCAUGCCAGUCUCCAGUCCAACAGAUUACCCCGGCAGAAUAGCUAUGGUGGGAGACCUAGGUCUUACUUACAAUACAAGUACAACAUUCAGUCACUUGCUCAGUAAUCAUCCUGAUCUACUCGUUUUGGUUGGGGGUGUUAGUUAUGCCGACAUGUAUCUCACCAAUGGAACCGGGUCUGAUUGUUACUCUUGCUCAUUUCCUCAAACUUCCAUCCAUGAAUCAUAUCAGCCACGUUGGGAUUGUUGGGGAAGGUUUAUGCAGCCUCUGCUGGCUAAUGUUCCAACAAUGAUGGUUGGAGGGAAGCAUGAAAUAGAAGAACAGGCUGAAGAUGAGAUAUUUGUUGCUUACAGUUCUCGAUUUGCUUUCCCAUCUGAUGAAAGUGGGUCAUUCUCCACAUUGUACUAUUCUUUCAAUGCUGGGGGUAUACAUUUUGUGAUGCUCAGCCCGUACAUUUACUAUGUCAGAUCAUCUGAUCAAUAUGAGUGGUUGGAAGACGACCUCUAUAAUGUUGACAGGAAUGUGACUCCUUGGUUGGUGGCUGCUUGGUAUGCUCCUUGGUACAGCACCUUCAAGGCCCAUUAUAGAGAAGCAGAAUGUAUGAGAGUGGAAAUGGAGGAACUGCUUUAUGAGUAUGGCGUUGACAUUGUCUUCAAUGGACAUGUACAUGCAUACGAGAGGUCAAACAGAGUAUACAACUAUUCUUUAAAUCCAUGUGGUCCAGUUUAUAUUACAUUGGGUGAUGGUGGUAGUCGGGAAGCAAUGGCAAUUGCCCAUGCUGAUGAUCCUGGUAAUUGUCCAGAGCCAUCCACUACGCCAGACGAAUAUAUUGGUGGCUUCUGUGCAUUUAAUUUUACAUCAGGCCCAGCUUCCGGUAAGUUUUGCUGGGACCAACAGCCUGAGUAUAGUGCAUACAGAGAAAGCAGCUUUGGUCAUGGGAUACUAGAGGUGAAAAAUGAGACUCAUGCUUUGUGGAGUUGGCACCGGAAUCAGGACUCUUAUCAAAUUGCUGGUGACAUCAUCUACAUUGUAAGAGAACCUGAUCGGUGUCUGCCUGUCUGAUGUCCAAAGUGAUUAAACACAUUUUUUUGAGGGUUAGCAGUAGCUAAAUGCUAGGUGUUGUUGAGAACAGCAAUCAAUGAAACCUUCAUACAGCCUUACAACUUAAGCCGCCGCAUAGACCAACAUAUCAUCGGCUUUUUAGGGGCAAACAUUCCCCUGUAGCUUUCCACGUUUUGUACUAGUAUUACUGUUAGCCUCAAGUCAUCUCCAAGAUUACAUCUCCAAGUUAUUGAAAUUUGUUAAAUAGAUCUCCAUAUCAAUUAGUUCCUCGCAA
Molecule: messenger RNA, 2084 nt
Organism: Hevea brasiliensis (rubber tree)
Lineage: Eukaryota; Viridiplantae; Streptophyta; Magnoliopsida; Malpighiales; Euphorbiaceae
Product: purple acid phosphatase 15
Exons: 7
Coding region: 209-1810 (533 amino acids)
Molecular function (GO): acid phosphatase activity; metal ion binding
Source: RefSeq, a predicted model, not a curated record